AUGGAGUCGGAGUGUGUGAGCGGUCAUUUGAGUAUUUUUAACUGGAAAGCGAUGCUGACAAUUCUCCUCAUGACAUUGCCAGUGGCUCCAGUGUACAGUGCCAUUCUCGUUCUUAGAAAAUUGACGAUUAUGAAGCUACGCACAGAGAGGGCAUUGUCGGAAACCAGCAAACACCUUCACGAACAACUUCUCAAGGCACUCACCAUCCAGGCAUGUCUACCGGCAUUCUUCCUUCUUGCGUCGGUCAACUUGGCAUCUAUAACCACCCGCUUCCUUGAAUAUGCCUCUUUUCUUCUGAUGAGCUUCAUUCCGUUGUUGUGUCCUCUAACGUCAUUCUAUUUUGUUCGUCCCUAUCGUGUAUGGAUACGAAGCAGAUUUUUCUGCAUACGCAAAAUAUCACAGUCGCAGUCGAUGUCAAAAAUAAUGACGACGCGUUCCAGCACGGACUUUAGCAGGGCUAACUUUUGA
Molecule: messenger RNA, 468 nt
Organism: Ostertagia ostertagi
Lineage: Eukaryota; Metazoa; Nematoda; Chromadorea; Rhabditida; Trichostrongylidae
Source: the annotation of a GenBank genome assembly